UCAAGCAUUUAAGUUUAGGAAAUUACUGUGUACAUAGUGUACAUAACAAUCACUGGCUUGGGCCAGAGGAAACUAGUCAGCCAUGGCCGAGGGUGUUGAAGAUAUAUUCGGCUACAACCGAGGGAACUUCAUGUUUGACCAGAAGUUGCGCCAAUGGCGAGAGUAUCAAGAGCAGAACAUGCGGGUCAAGCAGUUCAUGCUCUACCGCGAGGACAUGCGGGACUUAACGGAACUGACGAUCAGCAAGAUGGAUAGCUAUUUGAUGAUUGCAGUGCUAGAACUUGGAUGCUGUCUCGAUCUGUUGGUGCAUGGAGUGCUGCACAUCCAUUCAGUGCAAAGUGAACCGAGUUGGAAUCUGUGGCUCUAUGUGAUCAGCUUGGCGGAGGCGUUUGUCUUCCUUUUUCUCAGCGCCUGGCUGGCGAUUCAUGCCUCCGUGUCAGCGCACUCCUUCGAAGUGAGGUUGCUCACACAGUUUGUCCGUUUGCCGGUGCCUAGCAGUCAGCAGCUUGAUGCUGGCUCUGCUGCCGGCACGGAUUAUGAGAACUUGGGGAUCGAGGACCUCCUGCGCAUCCCGGUUCUUCGACAACAAGCUGAUCGAAUGAGUGGCGCUUCCAGAGCUCGAAACCUGCUGACGGAGCCAGAUCCGUCAGGUGCGGCCGUGACGGGCUUGGUGGUGAUGUCUCAACCGGGAGCCAAUCAAGCAACUGCUCAGAAGCACGUGCGGGUCUUUCGGGACCUGCAGAACAACUGGCAGGCGCAUGAUGCUUACGCUCGGGCAUGCCUAGCUUUGGGCACCUACAAGCUGACCCAUGCGUUGGCUUACUACACUGUCGGCCUCCUAGUCUUGGAGAUGCAUGCUCCCUGGGCCGGCUUCGUGUGUGUGCCGGAAGUCGUUGGGACCCAGCUCCGGUCUUUUGGGGCCCACGACCGUCACGAAGCUGUGGGGCCCCACGAAAAGCUGGAUUUGUACUUUGCAAGUACUCUGCGGGUCAUCGGAGCCCUGGUGCUCAUGUUGGGUCCUGCCUUAGCACUAAUAGCCGCGACGUUGAGCUCCAUGAGCGAACCCAAGUGGGGAUGGAUCUUCGUCCUGGUGGCGAUCACCUUCACCAUGCAUGCCUUGCUCAUCGUGUCGGUUGCCUAUGUCGCACGAGCUGAAACCGUCACGGAACGCGGCGCCGCCUUGCCGACGCGCUUUCGAAACGUCCUUUAUUUGGACGUGUUCGGAUGGUUGCAAAGCCCCGAACAGGAGCAGGGAUCCGCGGCACCCGCGGCCACGUCGCAAAGGAGCAAUGCAAGAGAGAUGCCACAAAUGUUGCGAGAGGCGCUUUAUAAGGAGAGCUGCCGUUUGGGCAAUCAACUGAGUCGCGAAUUCUCCACUUGGGAGAUUGCGGACUUGGAUCAUGUCCCUUCACUCCUCAGGCAACUACGAGCGCUGCAGCGCGAGUUUGCCAGCGUCCGGAAAGACUUUGCCCACGUCCACGAGGCCAAUCUCAGCAGAGAUCGAAUCAGCGCCAAUGAGGACAUCUCAUGGGCACAGCCGGAGUCUCCCUCCGCCUCGCUCGUGGAGGAGGAGAACCUGCAAAUCUGGCUCCGUGUGGAGAGUCAAAGUGAGCGCGUUACAUGGUUUCUGCAGCCACUGGCGGGUGUGAUCCGCCUGGAGGAGCCCCACUGUGAAGCUGGGGCAGACCCCAUCUUCAUUUCGGACAUCAUCGGAGUGGCGGGGCGUGUGGAGAUGCUCAGAGAACGCAUUGAGGUCUUGCAGGAAGAUCUGAGAUAUCUGCGCCAGCGAUCUUCGUCCAGGCUCGGACGAUUGGCUGGUGGAUUGUUGCCUCCCACAAGCUCUACCAGCACUAGUGCUGGUGCUGGUGUGACCAGACCCUCAGUCGAGCAGGAGCCCAAUGUUGGCACUGCAUCCGCUGCUCAGGAGACGAAGUUUGGCGGGCGCGAGUCCGCUGACUUGGGUGGUGGUGCUGGUCUGCUGAUGACCCCCGAGGCCACGGCUCAGACAUUUCAUCCUCGAAGAGAUAGACGAGAAGAAUCGAAGCAGCCACCCGGGCAGGUGCCUUGGCAGACCUUUUGCGGCGCAAGCACUGUCCUUGUGACUGUUUGGAUGGUGGGCAUUGGUUGGUAUGUGGUCAAUCCUUUGGCUAUGCAUCCCAACAUCAAACGACACAGCCAGGCCUCUCUACCCAGUCUGUCCGAUGCACUUCUCCUGCUCGACUUCAACACCUGGUCGCGGGUCGGUCCGCUACAACCAGUGGGAUUGGCAUGUGAUGACCAUCACAACAGCAUGGUCAUUGCAGAGCGCUUCGCUGUGCAUGAGGUCUCCAUCCCAAGUGCAGGCAGUGCUUCUACACUUCUGCCCUCUCAUUUGGAGAAGUGCUUGGCGGAGCAUCCAGGCUUUCAUGCGGACGGCCUCACGGGCGUUCGCAUGACGUGCAGCGGAGAGAGCUGUCAUGCGAUUCUCUCAGGUGCGGAAAAUAUUUCCCUGGUUUGCCCCUUAGGAGUGGCGAAAGGCUGUCCACCCUUUCUGACCUCAGACACUGGAAGUCUCCCACGAGGAUGUGAACUCGGCCUCCUUUCAGGCUUCGACCCUGCAAUGGCCGAGGACUCUCAGGGCUCUCUUUUCCUGCCGAAGCGUCCGACCGUGACCCUCGGCGACCAGGGCUUGCUUGGUGCCCAGCUCGCGUUGAGAUUGUUGGACCUCGCCGGUGACAGCGGCUUGGCAGCCGAUGCUUGGGCUCUUGACAAGCAGGGGCCGAAGCAUUUGGGCACCUGGAGAUUCCCUCCAACGCAUCGCUGGACAGCUCUUUGUCACGCCCAUGGCCGGAUCUUUGUUCUGGGUGCUCAGGCGGGCGGCAGCGAGCUUUGGAGCUUUCUGAUGCCGGACGGGAGAAAGGCCGAGUCGGGGCAGAACGGCGUCGGUGUAGCCUGAAAGGAUCGUGGUGUGAGCGUGGUGUGAUCGAGGUGACGUACGACGAACGAGAGGAAGAAGAGAUGAGAUGAGGAUGUGAAGUCGAGAUGCAAACUGCUGAUGUCAGACUCGGAAAACGGGUGCAUGUG
Durusdinium trenchii is the source of this 3063-nucleotide messenger RNA. The record is from the annotation of a GenBank genome assembly. NCBI's taxonomy places the organism in Eukaryota, Dinophyceae, Suessiales, Symbiodiniaceae.